Musca vetustissima is the source of this 783-nucleotide messenger RNA. RefSeq names its product chymotrypsin-2-like. Gene Ontology annotation, molecular function: serine-type endopeptidase activity. Gene Ontology annotation, biological process: proteolysis. NCBI's taxonomy places the organism in Eukaryota, Metazoa, Arthropoda, Insecta, Diptera, Muscidae. The transcript has a single exon. Bases 1 to 783 code for a protein of 260 amino acids. The record is from RefSeq and is a predicted model, not a curated record.
AUGAAACUAUUUCUAACCAUAACAAUUGCCGUGACUGUAUUCAGUUCACUGGCACAAGGUCGUGGUAUAUCACCGCUAAUUGACACUCGCGUCAUUGGUGGUUCAGAUGUUCCCGAGGGUGCCAUACCCUUCCAGGUGUCAAUACAAACAACAUUUGGAGAACAUAUUUGUGGUGGUUCCAUUAUUUCCCCCGAAUGGAUUUUAACUGCUGCUCAUUGUUUGGAAUGGCCACAGCAGUAUUUGAAAAUUGUUACCGGUACUGUGAAUUGGACUAAACCCGAUGCUGAAUAUUUGGUACAAGAUGUGAAGAUCCAUUGUCUAUACAACAAACCCAUGUAUCACAAUGAUAUUGCCCUGAUCAAGCUCUCAAAACCUAUUGUCUACAAUGAAAAAACUCAACCUGUGGAAUUGGCCACCAGCAAUACCCUCAAAGAAGGUGAUAGAUUGACCCUCUCCGGCUGGGGUAGCAUUAAGCUAUGGGGUCGCACCCCUGAUAUUUUACAAAGUGCCGAUUUGGAUUAUAUGGAUCAUGAUAAGUGCUCGUCGGCGGUAAAGAAAGCCCAAUGGUUGGGAACUGGUCAUAUUUGUACCGACACGAAAAAUGGCAAGGGAUCUUGUCACAACGAUUCUGGUGGUCCCCUCUAUGAUGCCGUUAAUAAGGUCUUGGUUGGUAUUGUCAAUUGGGGUGAACCCUGUGCCGUCGGUUAUCCAGAUGUAUUUGCCAGUGUGGCCUAUUAUCAUGAUUGGAUUCUGACCAAUAUGGCUGGUAGUGGUAGCUGUUAG